Messenger RNA from Brenthis ino (lesser marbled fritillary), 396 nucleotides. Lineage: Eukaryota; Metazoa; Arthropoda; Insecta; Lepidoptera; Nymphalidae. The record is from the annotation of a GenBank genome assembly.
AUGGAUUCUGACCAUGAGACGCUUCUCUUUCAUACAGAAGUCCGUUGGCUGUCGAAAGGUAACAUGUUGGGAAGAUUGUACGAACACAGAGCAGAGUUAUGGUUAGGCAAAAUUGGGGAAAACAAUUAUUCUGCGUUCGCAACAUUAAAAGCACAUGUGGAGGAUAAAAAGUAUGACGCGAGUAAGGCAAACAUACAAGACAACAUCAAGAGUCAUCUGCAAAUGUUGAUUGAUGAAUUCAAUCGUUACUUUCCAGAAUAUACCGAAGCAGAAACUAAAGAUAAUCAAAAAAUUAUUCGCAACCCUUUUAGCACGGACGCUGCAAAACUCAUCCGUAGAAGCUCUUGCAUACUUAAUCCAUGCGUCACCGGCGGCACUAAUGAACAACAGUUGAAA